Messenger RNA from Lathyrus sativus (Indian pea), 1326 nucleotides. The record is from the annotation of a GenBank genome assembly. NCBI's taxonomy places the organism in Eukaryota, Viridiplantae, Streptophyta, Magnoliopsida, Fabales, Fabaceae.
AUGGGUGUCCCGGGGAAGUGGAUUAGAGCAUUGGUUGGUCUAAAGAGAUCAGAAAAGCGCGAGUCCUUAGAGAAGGAUGGAAAUGCUAGCAAGUUUCGCCUUCGAAGAAAGCAUUCCAUUGAAAUUCACAGUAGCAAACUUCAAAAUGAGUUUGGCGACGAUGGCGCUACACCUAUUGGAGAUGCAGAUCAUGCAAAUUCCCAAUCAAUUAUUGAUGCUCAUUAUUCUCCUUCUACUUCACAACAAGCACCGGAUGUUGCACAUAAUCAUCAAAUUACAAGUGAAGAAUGGGCUGCAAUAUGCAUUCAAACAGCAUUUCGAGGAUUUCUGGCCAGAAGAGCACUUCGUGCUUUGAAAGGAUUGGUAAGGCUUCAGGCCCUUGUAAGAGGCCAUGCAGUAAGAAAACAAGCUGCAAUAACUCUCCGUUGUAUGCAAGCUUUGGUGAGGGUUCAGGCCCGUGUUAGAGCAAGGCGUGUUCGCUUGGCAUUAGAGAGUCAAACAGAUCAACAGAAACUUCAGCAACAGCUUGUAAACGAAGCCCGUGUUCGAGAAAUUGAAGAAGGUUGGUGUGACAGUGUGGGAUCUGUUGAAGAAAUUCAAACCAAAAUAUUAAAGAGACAGGAGGCUGCAGCAAAACGUGAGAGAGCCAUGGCAUAUGCUCUAGCUCAUCAGUGGCAGGCAGGAUCAAGGCAGCUUGCUGCUUCUUCAGGGUUCGAACCCGAUAAAAGUAGUUGGGGUUGGAAUUGGUUGGAAAGAUGGAUGGCUGUACGUCCUUGGGAGAAUCGCUUUCUUGACAUUAAUACGAAAGAUGGAGUAAAGGCAGACGAAAAUGAUGUUAUGGAUGGUAGCAAUGGGGUCAGACCUCAGUUCAAGCCUACUAAUGCGAAAUCAAAUCUGCCAAACAUCCAUCCAAGCGUCGUCAGUCACAAAACCGGCCCCUCUCUCUCUGAUGGCUGUGAUUCUUCUUCCACUAGCAAGUCAGCAGAUUUGCUCGAGACAUCGAACACACAAUCUGUUAGACCAAAGUCUAAUGCAAAUGUUCAAAUUCCCGUUGAAGAAAACAACUCAAAAUCUAGUUUUCCAAGAUCUCAAAGUAAUCCAAAGGAGAGAAUCUCACAGGUAGAUAAAGAUAAACAGGCGAAAAAGCGGUUAUCUCUUCCUAACAAUGCAGGGGUUGGUUCCGGGACUCAAACGGCCCGAUAUCCUACCAGAACGAAUGUGAAAGGGACACGUAGCACACAAAAGCCUAUAAGGAAUAAACCCAAGCUCAGUGAAGAAGGGAAUAGGAAUCUUACUAAAUCUGUUCCACAGCAAACGGGUGUGUAA